AUGAAUCGUGAUGAUAUCGUAAUACAAAAAGCUGAUAAAGGAAACACAGUAGUAUUGUUGAACAAAGAUAGUUAUAUUGUAGCUGUUGAGUCCCUUCUCGAUGAUGAUACAAAAUUUGCUAAAUUGAACAUUCCUCCUGGUAAGGACAUUAAUUAUAUAAUUAAUAUAAAAAAUAGAUUGAGGAAUUCCUAUAGAUUUUUAUUAAACAAUAAUUAUAUCGAUGAAACUACGUACAAGAAACUUUGUCCCAGUGGGUCCAAUCCUGGUGUUUUGUAUGGUCUAGCCAAAGUACAUAAACCUUGUGUUAAUGGCGUACCUAAGUUUCGUCCUAUUCUUUCUGCUAUUGGUACUCCCACGUACAAGCUUGCAAAGUUUCUUGUACCUAAGCUUGUAAGUCUCACUAUCAAUGACUAUACCGUGAAAGACUCCUUCAGUUUUGCGUCAGAAAUUGUUCAGCAGAAUCCUAACUGUUAUAUGGCUAGUUUUGAUGUUAAUUCACUUUUUCCGAAUAUUCCAUUACAUGAAACGAUUGUUAGGGCCUACACUGGCCAAUAUUUUUAUGUGUCAUUAUGA
Messenger RNA from Hydractinia symbiolongicarpus, 573 nucleotides. RefSeq lists its product as uncharacterized. NCBI's taxonomy places the organism in Eukaryota, Metazoa, Cnidaria, Hydrozoa, Anthoathecata, Hydractiniidae. The transcript has a single exon. The coding region runs from base 1 to 573 and encodes 190 amino acids. The record is from RefSeq and is a predicted model, not a curated record.